This is a messenger RNA of Symbiodinium sp. CCMP2456, 2070 nucleotides long. The record is from the annotation of a GenBank genome assembly. NCBI's taxonomy places the organism in Eukaryota, Dinophyceae, Suessiales, Symbiodiniaceae.
AUGGCGCAAGACGUGGAGUUUGCUGUGUGCGGACCGGCCGGGCAAGAGAUUGGCAAGUUCCACCUGAAUUCCUCGUCACGCUGCGUAGAACUCAAGUUGCAGAUCGAGCAGAAGAUCGGUCCGCCGAGUGCAACGCAGCAGAUCAUCAUAGGAGAUCGGACCCUUGAAGACUCGGACUUGCUGCUGGUGCCUGGCUCUUCAACAGACUCUGUGAUCGUCACGCUGUUGCUGCACCUGCCCCAGGGUGUGUCUGAGCUGGAAGCCCGGUGGACGGCUCCAGCUUUGGCUGGUGGAUUCAUGGAGGAGCUGCAAGUGAUCACCGUCUCAGAGACAGACACAUGGGCGACCGUGACGAGGCGCGAUUGGGAGUUCGGUGGUAAAGACUUCAACGUCGUGCUCCCGAACAGUGCCAUCCAAUCUUGGGGUCUCGACCCUGAGUCUGGCAUGGUCCUCCUUGUGCGCUCCACGAGGGACCUGGACGAGCGUGCUCCCGAAGACCGAGGACAUGGCCUUUCCGAAAGUGAAGAUGACCAGGAUGUCAAGGGCAUGGGCAAAGGUCUUUGGAGGCGACGACCCUUCCUUGGGCCGGCAUCGCUGAUCAUUGUACCUUCCGAGGGUAACCCUACGGAGGUGCAGUUAGAUGUUGAUCACCCGCUGCACUGGACAGCGGAGAUACUUGCAGCUGAAGCUAUGCAGGGCUUUCCGGUGCCCUCCCUUGGCAUUGCAGUGGCGCGAGUGUUCAUCGGCUUCACCAAAGUGCAUCUCAUCUCACUGGAGCUAUGCCCGGCAGCAAUCAAGUGGCAGCGCUUGACAGCGCCAAGCACCACAUGUGAAGCAGUAUGCUUGGACAGGCAAAACCUGCGAGCUAUCUUUGUUCAGAGAGGUCUUGUUGGGCGCGAGGUGGUGUUCACACGGCUGCGCGGUGACAAGCCGUGUGAAAAGGUUGACCAGUUUCCUUUGCUUGGGGGCCCGUCCAAAAUGGUGAGCAGUAUUGCAUGGUCAAGCGUGUCUUCUUCCCUUCUACUCACCUUUGUCGGCGAGCAUGCAAUUCGGGUGUACCAGAAAGCUGGAUCCGUUUGGCAAGCUGCCAUGACACUCGGAGAUCCUUCCCGUCGGGGUUGCGCGGACGGUGAGGCUGGGGAACUGAUGUUUUGGUUCCCAAAAUGCGAUAACUUCGAUGGAAAGCUGACGUAUUCCCGCCCACUUAUUGCCGGUCCGUCUGGUACCGUUUUCGUGCACUCUGGCGGAGUCUUGAUGCGCUUGUCGGACAAUCUAUCCUCUGCGCGAAAAGUUACAUCAAUGAGGGAGGAGCUAUGGAUGUUGGACACUGAUGAAGGUACACCUUUCUUCCCGGAUGCUUACGAUGUCGCCGGAGUUCAUGACGAUAAAGUGUACAGGGCUUUGCGACAGAAUGACUUCAGAGGCCGUCUCCUCGUUCGCAGGUUGCAAGUGACUCCAGAUCUGCGGCAGGACCGAGGUCGGAUUCGAGAAACUGCUCCGGCAUUAUGGCCUAGCAUCAACGAGAAUCGCGUCAAUGACGCUGCUUUCGUCGACGAUGCUGAGCGGUACAUAUGUCAGAGAGCCUUGCGGCCAGUUCGCUAUUACGAGGAAGAUCGUGAAAGAUGGGAUGGAAACCCCCGGUGGUUGAGCGACGGCUGGCUCUGGUGCAAUACAGAAAUUCCCAAGGACGUCCGAGUCAACUCCGACGGUCGGCUCGUUGAUUUCACUUCCUGGGUGGAUCGCAAGCGCCACCGGGAGUGGGAGGAGUGGACCAGAGAGUGGUAUGAGUGGCAGCAGUGGCACGAGGAGCGGAACAGGCGAUGGCAGGAGGAGAAGCUGUGGGCCGAGGGCAAAGGCAAAGGCAAGGGCAAGCGCAAGAGCAAGGGCAAGGGCAAGGGCAAGGGCAGGGUCUAUGAUGAAGAUGACGCAGCCUAUGAAGCCUGGUACCGCCAGUAUAAAGAAGAGGAAGAAGCCUGGUACGUGCCCCUGAACCCUGGCAGUGCCAGGUUUCAGAGAUAUCAGCGGCUCUUCGAAGCGGAGUGCAGGAAGAUCUCCGCCAGUUCGACCUGA